Cottoperca gobio is the source of this 1002-nucleotide messenger RNA. It is a transcript of the gene mrpl40, whose product is annotated as mitochondrial ribosomal protein L40. Bases 285 to 893 code for a protein of 202 amino acids. Lineage: Eukaryota; Metazoa; Chordata; Actinopteri; Perciformes; Bovichtidae. Gene Ontology annotation, cellular component: mitochondrial large ribosomal subunit; mitochondrial ribosome. The record is from RefSeq and is a predicted model, not a curated record. The transcript has 5 exons.
AAGCCUUUUUUACAAGUUUCUUAAGAGCAACCAUAAUAAUAGAGAACAUUUAUUUAAUGUUUUAUUUUAAUUUCUUCUUCUUUAAAAAAUAUUAUUAUUAUAUGUUUUCUGACAAUCUACUGCUCCACACUCCAGUCCAGUAGGCGGUAUUGCAUCAAGUCGUUGGUUGUCAACCGGAAAUAAACCUUAGACAGAAAAAAGAAGAAGAAGCAAGGGGAAGCUAAAGCAACUACAUGUGAACAUUGUUAACCCCGAGUUUGAGUUUUAAGGGAAAUAACACAAACAUGUCUGUGGCAUUAUCGCGGUGUCUCUGCAGGAUUUUAUCCCGACAGACCGCUCCGUCAAGCUCCAUGUUGGGAGAACAUCACCCUGCUGGUCCUUGGUUUGCUCCAGUGAUGACACUGAAGACAUCUGCUCCACUGAGAGCGCAGCCCAAAAAGAAGAAGAAGGGAAUUGACCCAAAACAGGAGCAUUUGUCAAGGGAGAGGCUGAAAAGGAAGGUGAGGAAGCUGGAGAAGGUUUCAGCUGAGUUUAUCCCCAUAGAGGACUUCUUCACUCCAGAGAAAUGCUCGGAAGAAACAAGGCACCGCUCAGUACCAAGGCUGUCAUUUGAAGAAAGUGAGGGUCGAGCCCUGCUGUUGAAGGAGUGGUGUCGAUACAAACAGAAGCAGCACACGGCUGAAAUGCAGGCUGUAGAAUUUGCCGUUGAAGCACAGAGGGAGGCACUGGAGGAGCUGAAGUUAGAGUCUGAGAAGCUGUACCAGGCAGCGCUGAAGCCAGACACUCUUCUUUUUCCCUUCACUCAUGAAGGUCCUGCCUACACACCGCGAAUUACCAAUUAUGAAGCUCCAAUUGGGAAAUACAUCGACACCACUAGAGUUUACAAACAGUGAUGGACCGCGAACAGCUGGUGGGCCUGGGUGUAUUGUUAAGCGUUUAGUGUUUGUACAUGAUUAAAUAAUAAAGACAUUUUUAAAAGCCUGCAUGUUAUGGUGUAAAGGA